AUGCAUAAAUAUCAAAAUGCCAUUACAGUAUCAAAUGCAAUAUGUUUUCAAUCACAAAAUAACAAUACGGGACAUGUUUUCAAAUACAAGAGAAACCAAAGAAUUUAUGCUUCUCUACUGGAACAUCACUCUCCGAAAAGAGCUGAGAAAAUAUCAUUUUUUAUAACCAGCAAGUUGGGAGUGUUGCCAGAUGAAUUGGGAAUAUAUUCGAGGAAAGUCAUUCAAGUACUUAAAAAUGUGAGAAUCUAA
This is a messenger RNA of Clunio marinus, 249 nucleotides long. Lineage: Eukaryota; Metazoa; Arthropoda; Insecta; Diptera; Chironomidae. The record is from the annotation of a GenBank genome assembly.